UAAACAGGUUAACGCGUAGAAACGUGACCACGUGACCACGCGAAAGGUCCGAUCUUCGUUUUCCGGUCUUCUGGCGAAGUCGCUAACAGUUCGAUUCUCCAUCUAAAUAAUAGCAUCACCAUCAAGACCGUCAAUCAAAACGAUAACAGAACGAUAACAGAUCGACGACCCUCACGGCCGACACACAAUCAGCGGUCGGGUUUCAGAGAGUUCGUUCUCCUGCAGAACAACAUCCUGUCCGAUGAGCUGGGCGUCCACCGGACCCGCCCAUGGACCUGACCCCGGACCCGACCACGUACCAGACCCUGGACCCGACCCAGGGUCCGGCCCAGCUACCCCGGGACGGAGGAGCCGGAGGCGGGGCCGCCUGGCUGGUGAGGAAGGCGCGGCUGGCGGUGGCGCUGGCGGUCAUCAAGUCCCGCCCGCCCGGGCUGAGUGGCAGGCAGCAGGCGGAGGCUCUGGCCUCAAGGAUGAGGAGCAGAGACGCCGGGCUGAGGAGCAGAGGCCAGGAGCUCCAGGAGGAGGUGCUGCGUCUGAGGCAGCAGCUGCUCCUCGCCAAGAUGGCCGCCCAGAGACGGGACGUGGGCGGAGCCUCAGGUGAGGAUGGGUACCUGCCCCAGGACCUGGGGGUCCCUGCUGAGGAGGAGGCCUCCAUGGUGGACUCGGACUCUGAGUCCCUCCUGCCCCACAUGGACCCGGUACACCCCGUGGUCUCUGGGGGUCCACACACAGACCCUGUACCCCCUGCGGUCCCCGUGAACCCCCAGACCUUCUCCUCGGCACCCCCCAGGCGGUUCCCCCCGCCCCAGACCGCCUCUCCCCGGGGGGGGUCCAUGCAGGGCCACAUGCGGUUCCUCCAGAGCCUGUGUGGGCUCCGGCGGGCCGCGGACAGGGGGGGCGGCGGGGGGGCCCCGGGGCCCGCCUGGUCCGGCCCCCAGCAGCAGGAGGGCUCUGCGGUGAUGGCCGAGUCCCUCAGCCAGCUGCUGGGCUCGGUGGUGGCGGCGGCGGCGUGUCCGGCGGACCCCCCCGUGCUGCCCUCGGGGGCCCUGGUCCUGGAGGCCUGCCGCGUGCUGGCCGGGGCCACGGACGCCGGGGGUUUGAACCGGCAAUCCUUGUUCGUGACGGAGGUGGAGGGGUCCCUGAAGGAGCUGGUGGGGCUUCUGCUCAGCGCAGAUCGACUCGGCAAGGGGGCUGUGAGCGGGGACCACCUGACGGAGGUCCUGGUCCUGCUGGGGGAGAGCCGCCUCUUCCGGCCCCUCCUCGUCCGCCACCUCCUCUCCCUGCUCCGCGGCCUGGCCCAGCGGCUCUGUCACCUGUGCCAGGUGGAGGAACACCUGGAGCCCGAGGACGAGGUCCUCCACCUCCACGAGAACUCCUUCCACCUCUUCUGGCUCCUGGAGCGGCUGCUGCAGCCGGGGAUGGAGGGGGCCCCCCAAGACUACCAGGGGGCAGGGGCCCCCCAAGACUACCAGGGGGCAGGGGCCCCCCAAGACUACCAGGGGGCAGGGCCCCCCCAAGACUACCAGGGGGCAGGGGCCCCCCAAGACUACCAGGGGGCAGGGGCCCCCCAGGACCAGGGGCCCCAGGACUGUGGGGGGGCAGGGGCCCCCCAAGACUAUCAGGGGACAAGGGUCACCCAGGAACAGGGGCCCCAGAAAUGCUUGGGGGCAGGGGUCACCCAGGACCGUGGGGCCUUCCAGGGGCCCCAGGGAGGGGCUGAGCUCCAGGGGCCCCAGGAACGCGAGGCCUUCUUGGGGCUCCUCGGCCACAGCGUCCUGCUGCUCUCCGAUGAGUUCCCGCUCUUUGCUCUCUACAUGUGGCGGAUCGGGGCCCUCCUGUCCUGGUCUUAGAACCAGGACCCCUGCGCCAAACCAGUACACAAACCAGUACUCAAACCAGUGCACAACCAGUACACAACCAGUGCACAACCAGUGCACAAACCAGGACACAAACCAGUACAAUAACCAGUACUCAAACCAGUGCACAAACCAGUACACAAACCAGUGCACAAACAGGACACAAACCAGUACACAAACCAGUGCACAAACCAGUACACAAAUCAGUACACGUUCAGCUGGGUCCUGUUUAUUUAGUUUCAGUCGGAUCAAUAAAUGUUAUACUUUACUGCAACUAUUUUGUAUUUUUAUUAAUGUUAAGCCGUUGCUAUAAACGUUUUUAUAAAGAGUGUCGGACCCCGGCUCAUUUCUCAGGAGGAGUUGAUGGACUGACCCCCACGGUGAAGUUGGGGAACUUGAACGCAUUCAUUAAAAAUUGUGAUCCGAAUGUCAGGCGAC
Messenger RNA from Gadus morhua (Atlantic cod), 2294 nucleotides. RefSeq names its product meiosis-specific, MEI4 homolog (S. cerevisiae) (gene mei4). Gene Ontology annotation, cellular component: lateral element. The transcript is spliced from 5 exons. Gene Ontology annotation, biological process: oogenesis; spermatogenesis; DNA recombination. NCBI's taxonomy places the organism in Eukaryota, Metazoa, Chordata, Actinopteri, Gadiformes, Gadidae. The record is from RefSeq and is a predicted model, not a curated record. Bases 270 to 1850 code for a protein of 526 amino acids.